CAUCUUCCUCAUUCUGUCAUCAUUUGAUUUUUGGAAAUUACAACUUAUAUUUUUAAACGACUUUAGAGAGCUACAAAAAAUUAAUACAAUUGUGCUCUCUUCUUGAACGAACGUAACCCGAACAAACAAGCAACUUCUGGACUGAAAAAAAACGACAUUUUACAUGUAAAGAUGACUAGUGUCUUCAUGAAGAUUCUGCUUUACACAGUGGACACCUAGUAUAGUUAUCUCCCGUUCAACAUACGGGCAUCUGACUCAAAACCAAUUAUAUAAAGGCAGAUACUAAGUCGAAAUUGUUUGAAUUGGAAUAUAUCAAUAUCAUAAUGUGAAUAGGAGAGAAUACACCAUCUUUUUCGUCAAUUUUUGAAUGCUGAUGAAUAAAGCUCUGUUACCUGUUACAUAUUCUGUAAAUUCGCCUCUGUUAGACGCACAACCAAAUUGUGUAACUUUGGAUUUGAUCAUAAUUAUCAUUAUUACAAGUGCAUACUUGUACACCACUACUAGUACGUAUUAAAAUCCUCUUACCAUUUGUCAGAAUGGGAAAUGAUAAUUCUACUGUUAUAUAUACGAAUAUUUACCAGGAUCCGUACGACACGCUACCGCUCGUACUAACUCUUAUAUCAGCACCGUUAUCGAUAGUUGGAGCGUUGUUUAUCUUCAUUACAUUUAGUUUGGCCGAUGAGGCAAGGAACGAGACAAGAAAGUUACUAGUAUGUUUAACUAUAGCUGAUUUCAUCAUGGCGAUAAGUUCCACUGUUGGAAACGUCCGGUACGCCGUAAAAUAUGGAAAAUCAGAAAUAAUAGAAAUAGCCUGCCCUAGUACAGAAUGUGAUUACCUUUGUCUGAUUCAUGGCAGUGUCCAGACUUGGGCAAACUUAUGUUCAUUUUUCUGGACUACAAUCAUAGCAUUUCAUUUGCUAACGAGUGUUGUUUUCAAAACGAGAGAACAUUAUUUCACUUUGAGGCUCUGUGUUCAUGGUGUAGCAUGGGGAGUGCCUCUUGUUAUAGUAAUACUAGCAAUGCUCCAUGGUGUUAUAGGUGAGGACUACAGGGUGGGCAGUGGUCUGUGGUGCUGGAUCUCAGCAUGCCUUACUCCUGCAGAACAGUUUUUCUGGAUGAUGGUGACGGGGAAAGGCUGGGAACUACUCAUGUACCUUCUAACUGGAGCUUCGUAUAUUCUUUUAAAGGGGUAUAUGAUACAGAAGAGAAAAGAACGAAAACAAGCUCGGUUGAGUUUUGUGGAUUUAUCUGACAACCUCAGACCAUCAGAUGAGAAUUAUUUGACACUGUGGCUAAUAAUCUAUGUUCUGCGGAUUUGGGGAACAAUUAGAUUUGGUGUUGCAAUGUAUAAACAUCAUACCAAAGACCAACUCGAAAAUUAUACAAAGUUCGACAAAAUAUUUUUCUAUAUUCAGUGUUUCGGGGAUUCUUCACAGGCUUUCUUCUCAUGUAUUUUAUUUUGCCUUUUAGACCCUGUUAUUCGCAAUUCAUUGCUGACCUAUCGUCGUCGACAAAGUUACCACAGACUUGAUUCAGUUGUUGCUUGAAUGUUGUGAAUGUGUUACUGGUUUAUAAAAGAGGGACGAAAGAUACCAAAGGGACAGUCAAACUGAUAAAUCUUAAACAGACUGACAACGUCAUGGCUAAAAAUGAAAAAAAGGCAAACAGACAAACAAUAGUACAAAUGACACAACAUAGAAAACCAAAGAAUAAACAACACGAACCCCACCAAAAACUAGGGGUGAUCUCAGGUGCUCCGGGAGGGUAAGCAGAUCCUGCUCCACAUGUGGCACCCGUCGUGUUGCUUAUGUGAUAUCAAAUCCGGUAAAUAGUCUACUUGUGAAAUCUAUGUAAUAGUUUAUUUGCAUAUUAUUUUUGUGGCACAAUAACUACUAACUGUAAUAUAGUUUUUUGGUAGUUGGCACCUGCUUAAUUAGUACUGAUGGUAAAUGACAAAGCACAUUGUUGACAUCGAUCGGCAAUCCUCGGGUCAAUCCGCUACGCUCGAAGGUACGGAAUCGGCCGAGUGGACACGAAUGGGUUGAUGUUUACCCGAAUAAUUCAGUCCCUCCUCGUACUCCAUCUCCCCUUCUUGCGGGGUUAAUGUAGUAAUCGUAGAUAAGCGGACUGAAUUAUUCGGGUUAGGUUGAUGUAUGAUUGUAGCACAGAAGACUGUGAAUAUUCAUAAAAGAUUGCCUAUGUUACUUUACAUUUCAAUGAUUCUUUUUUAUAAUUUUUCAUGAAUGAGCUGAAUACUUAAGUUUAAUAACAUCUUCAAAUAGGAGGGUCACAUUUGUAAAUAACAUUUAUAGAAAUAAAAAUUAGUGUAAUAGUUCGAUAUUUAUAAACUGUCCAUAGUUAUAGUCACUUUUUAAACUCCGCUGUAACCAUAAUUUAAACUGUUGAUGACAUCGCAAUAGUAGAUUUCCGGAAGUUGACUGACCCUGAUCAGAUAAUCGCAGAAUUAGGAGUUGAUGUAAUGGUGCUUGAAAAAAUGUUUUCACCUUUCUUUCUUUUAUUACAGUGAAAUAAUUUGACAAGAAAUGCCUGCAGUGUUUUCCUCAAUUUCGCGCUCAUUAUAAAAUAGACAAUGAAAUUUACAGAAAAUCCGAACUGCCAACUUAAUAUCAUCAAAGAGUCACAUAGCUGGUCUAGAGAAUGACUGAAUGGCAAUAAUCCUGAUUGGUUGAUAGUCCAUAAGUAAUUAAGCACUUCAGACAGUAUAAAUACCGUCGAUAUAAAAACCACUAUGAAAGCAGACCGGCGAACCUUUGCUUGGGCCUUUGGGUUCUGAAUCUUCAUACUGUU
Molecule: messenger RNA, 2808 nt
Organism: Mytilus trossulus (common blue mussel)
Lineage: Eukaryota; Metazoa; Mollusca; Bivalvia; Mytilida; Mytilidae
Product: G-protein coupled receptor 157-like
Exons: 3
Coding region: 537-1547 (336 amino acids)
Biological process (GO): adenylate cyclase-activating G protein-coupled receptor signaling pathway; cell surface receptor signaling pathway
Cellular component (GO): plasma membrane
Molecular function (GO): G protein-coupled receptor activity
Source: RefSeq, a predicted model, not a curated record